AUGGCACUGAAAGAGCGUAGUCCCGAAACCCCCAAAACCUCCUCCAAGAAUCCACGAGUUCCUUUGCGAUCAAUUGAUACAUAUGCUGCACAGUGCGACAAAUGCUUAAAAUGGAGGGUGAUUGCAACCGAAGAGGAGUAUGAGGAGAUCAGAAGUAAAAUGGAAGAGAAUCCAUUUGUUUGCGACAGAAAACCUGGUGUGUCUUGUGAUGAUCCUGCUGACAUUGAUUACAAUGCCACUCGAACAUGGGUCAUUGAUAGGCCUGGCAUUCCUAAGACCCCAGAAGGUUUUAAAAGGAGCUUGGUGCUUAGACGUGAUUUCUCCAAAAUGGAUGCUUACUAUAUCACACCCACAGGAAAGAAGCUGAGAACACGGAACGAGAUAGCAGCAUUUAUAGAAGCAAAUCCAAAAUACAAAGAGGUAAACCUAUCCGACUUCAAUUUUACGUCUCCAAAGGUAAUGGAAGACACCAUCCCUGAUGAUGCCGUGAGAAAGAUUUCUUCUAGUGGAAAUGGCAACAAAAAGAAGGCAUCAAAGGAAGCUUCAACUUGA
This is a messenger RNA of Dovyalis caffra, 552 nucleotides long. The record is from the annotation of a GenBank genome assembly. Lineage: Eukaryota; Viridiplantae; Streptophyta; Magnoliopsida; Malpighiales; Salicaceae.